This is a messenger RNA of Ectocarpus siliculosus, 749 nucleotides long. Lineage: Eukaryota; Phaeophyceae; Ectocarpales; Ectocarpaceae. The record is from the annotation of a GenBank genome assembly.
AAGGUGGGUUGGCACGUGCAGAAAAAGGCCUCAUCUCCGCGAUCAUGACCGCCUACAACACUCACUGCAACUUGGUGAUCAGCCCUGAUGACGUGUGGUUGGCCAUCCUCGCCCAGUUCUGCGCGUACGUGAACAAAAACGCGGAGGGACUACGGGACAGGAUCGUCCAACACGAGGGCAAGAAGGAGCUCGUAGUAGCAAGUGACGGAACGCUGCGUACCGCGGACUACCCGCGUAUGAUCAGGGAUUUGUUGGGGCUAAUCAGGCAGAACAUCAAGUCACCCGAACUCGCUGACUGGUUCCGGCCGGGCUUCUCAACGACAACGGAGAGGGACGAGGUGUGUGCUGCGGCGACGGCGAUGGCGAGCCUGCAGGGGUACUUCGAGUACAGCUUCAUGUGCGGGUGUGGCAUCCCCUCGGUGACCCUCAGGGGCACAGUGGGAGACUGGAAGCUGCUCCGGGAGAAGAUCGAGCGCCUUCUCGAGUUCGAGGUGGACGGCAAUCCCGAGGAGGACAAGGUCAUGCAGAUAUGGGUGGGGUACCUGCGCAAGGUGUGCGACGGGUUCGUGAAGUCAGCGGAGCAUCCUGGGAGCCCGGAAACACUCGAGUUCUGGGACAGGGUUCUCACAGAUAAACGCCAGGGCUCGGGGGUGAACUACAUCACGGGCUGGGUUUCCGCUUUCACAUGCUUCAACAGUGACGGCAAGUUCCUCGGAAAGCACACGAAGCUCAGGCCAAACCGUCUGUGA